Messenger RNA from Gadus chalcogrammus (walleye pollock), 1134 nucleotides. RefSeq names its product transmembrane protease serine 12. The coding region runs from base 175 to 1086 and encodes 303 amino acids. The record is from RefSeq and is a predicted model, not a curated record. Gene Ontology annotation, biological process: proteolysis. The transcript has 5 exons. Lineage: Eukaryota; Metazoa; Chordata; Actinopteri; Gadiformes; Gadidae. Gene Ontology annotation, molecular function: serine-type endopeptidase activity.
AAAUGUUGGCUGGGUAUACGGGGUACUUUUGGAUUGAAGUAAAGUACGGUAUUCCUUUAUUUCGACCCAAACGUUGUUAUUGUGCUGUUCUGUUGCCAAAUUCCCAUUAAUGGUAAUCUGGUCGGAACGUAUUUAUCCAACGAUUGAGAAAAAAAAAAGUAGACCUAUACGCAAAUGGAUUGUAGGGCAUUUCUGAAGAUCCUUUGUGUGAUCAUUAUAUUUGCUAAAGUUUCAUCGCACGGCUGUGGGAAACGGAGCCUGGUUGCCCGGCCGGGUGGAUCGCGCAUCGUUGGGGGUCGGGAGGCCCCCAUUGGGGCCUGGCCCUGGCUGGUGAGCAUCCAGAUCAAGGCGAGGCACCUCUGUGGGGGAACGAUCCUCAACAGUCUCUGGGUGCUCACAGCAACUCACUGCUUCAGAAAUUACCCCACUGCCAGCCACAGAUACUUCAAGGUGGUGGCCGGAUUAGACGUGCUCUCCACGCCGGGAGAACACUCUCAGAGCCGGUCCGUGCACAGACUGAGAGUGCACGAGCGUUUCAGCGCGGCGACGUUCGACAACGACGUGGCCCUGGUGCGUCUGGCCUCUCCUUGGACCUUCGACGACUACGUGCAGCCCGUCUGCACCCCCAACAACCUGACCCACGAGCUGGGGCUCAACCUCAGCCUCUGCUUCGUCACGGGGUGGGGGAGUGUUUCGUAUAAUGGUGUGGGCGUGGACAGACUGCAAGAGGCGGAGGUGGAGAUCAUCCACACCUCAAGGUGUAACCAGGCGGAUUGGUACAACGGUGUCAUCUCAGACAACAUGAUCUGUGCCGGGUCAGAGGAAGGGGCUGUGGAUACGUGUCAGGGGGACAGCGGUGGGCCUCUGCAGUGCUACAGUGAAGACGAGGACAGCUUCUACGUGGCCGGGGUGACCAGCUUCGGGGAGAAGUGUGGCCUGCCUCACCGACCAGGGGUGUACGCCCAGACCAGCAGGUUCAGCACCUGGCUGGAGAGAACCCAGGCAGACGCCUCUUCUGCACCGCCACGUCGCCUAGCAACAGCUGCCUCCAUCACACUCCUCGGCACGAUUUUGAUGCUAGUCUGAGGAGAAGGACGAAGUCACCUACAAACCACUUGGCUCCAACGUCUGAGC